This is a messenger RNA of Anopheles marshallii, 372 nucleotides long. RefSeq lists its product as uncharacterized. The transcript has 2 exons. Bases 1 to 372 code for a protein of 123 amino acids. Lineage: Eukaryota; Metazoa; Arthropoda; Insecta; Diptera; Culicidae. The record is from RefSeq and is a predicted model, not a curated record.
AUGCAGAGCUAUACGAUUGUAGUUACCUUUCUACCACUUCUCAGUGUGAUCGGUUGCAAAGCAAACUGCAACAUUAAAAUAGGCGAACAAAUUACCGGGGAACAAUUGCUGCACAAUAUCACCAUCUCGAAAGGCCCGCUGGAUGUGGAACAAAUAAUUGAAAUGGAGCUUGAUUAUCGUGUUAGCCCGCUACAAAACGAAGAAAUCAGCUACGUACAACUCGUUGGAACCGGCCCCGGAUGUUCCGCCAUCAUUAGCAAUAGUGUCGAUCGCAAAAAGCAGCUGCUUGGUACGGUGUCCAGUACAACCCAGCUAAGAGAAUUUUCCGUCAAACUGUCAGUGUAUGGUUUUCUAAGAAUAAACGGUAAAUAA